AUGGGUUGCACAGGGGGAUCGAUUCAAAUGCCAAUAGUGACUAUUUUGCUAAUAAUUCUUUGGAGCUCGGCCGAUUCCCGAUCCAAUUUUUACACGGAUGCAGCUUGCACGAUAUCCGACCGAGAUUUCACUGUGGUUUUCCUAAGCGAGCCCCCGUAUGUGUUGGAUAACUCUUUAAAAAUUGGUAAUGGUUUUAUCUACGAUUACGUGAAGGCUGCGUUAGACCGUUGUUUUACACAAUACCGCUGUAACACGAAAAAUAUCAUCUGGAAGAAAGUUGCGACACAAUAUGAUUUAAGUGCGUACGUCCUCAAUGGCACAGCAGACAUCGCUAUCCCGAUUGCUCCGUCUCUCUCCGCUUCGUUGGAUGAAGAGUGGGAGAAGUCAGGUAAUGAUCGCGUGACCCUAGUCGGAGUUUUAAAGUCGCCGGGUCUCGCCAUGGUAAUUGAUUACAGUGCUUGUAAGGACCAGAUCGCGAGCAAGACGACCGCUACAAUAUUAUCUGCUUGGCCUAUCUGUGCUGCAAUGCUGCUACUGGCGGGUAUUUCAGGCAUCUCAAUAUGGGCAUUGGUAAGUGAAUUAGAUACGGUUUUGAGUGGAAGUGGGGAGGGUUGCAUUAGUGGACAUGUUCCCAGUCGCUCCUGGGACAGGUUCGAUGCACCCUGAACAGGAGCCCAUUACCCGGAGCGAGCAACUCCCAUACUAGGCCUAUGUAUCACGGCGUUUUUACGGACAAGUUUAUUUUUAGACACAUUUUAGGGCACUUUCCCCGCUAAAAUAGAAUCUCCGCCAUGUCUAUGAGCGCACUCGAAGUAUAAGAUAUCAACUCCUGCCCUGAAUCAUGAGAUGAUCUUCUUUUAAUACCCAGUCUUGCGCUACCCGCACACUUCGUCUCAUAUCCAGGCUUUUAUUGCUUAAAUUACGGUUAUAGGUAGGGAAUGAGUCUAGAGAAGGAGAGUCUCCCUCGAUUCUUGUUAAAUCCAACUAUAUAGAAAUACAAUGAUCAAGAAUAAACCUGUUUAUUCAUUUCGUUUUUGUAACCUCCUGACCUUACUUUAAGGGUAAAUUUUAAUUCCUCAUAUGUCAAAAGGAAAAAGAUUGAAGAAAAGCAGGGGCCGCAGGGGCCAUCAAUAGAUGUCAGCUACAUUCAGGUGUUCCUCUUACAGAAGUCCUCGCACUAAAGAAAAGAGUUGGCUGUCAGGCUAAAAAGAAGAAAAAAUGUAUUACUGUUUUAUUUUGUUUUGUUUUUUGUUUUAAUAAAAGUUGGUUUUCAAUCAUCUUUUAGCUUUUUGAAACUAUUAGACAACAGACGCCUUUAAGUAGAUAAGCAAUUAAGUCCCAUAUAAAGACGAACGAAAACUAAACUUGUAUCCUCUUCAGGAAAUGCAUUCAGGGGAGCGAGAAUUCCCGUCUUCCUUUGGAAAGGGAUCAUCAGAAGGAUUUUGGUGGGCGUUUGUUACCAUGACAACCGUAGGGUAAGAAAAGCAGCAGCUAUUACCAAUGUAUUUGUGAGGUAAACUAGUUGAGGUUGGUUGCCACAGUGCUCAGGUGAAGUUUCUAUUAUAUCAGUAUAUUUCAUUCCGUCAUCAAUGACUAUACCUUUCCAUUUGAAAUCACGAGGGUAGAAGGUCACAUGCCUGUGAACCGGGAUUCCUAAGGGAGACAAAAGGUCCCUUACAAACUCCACCCAUGAAAACCUGUCUCCGCCAAUAUCAGUCUGUGAAAAGGUGCAUCGGACAAUUGAAUCAUCGUCUAUAAUCCCCUCCCCGACCCGACUACCCUCACCGCUCAUCAUACUGCUUACUACAUAUCACUGUAACUGUAUUGUUUCAGAUAUGGCGACAAGGUUCCUCGGACACUCUGGGGUCGUUUGUUUAGCAUAUUAUGGAUGCUUAUUGGCGUCUGCCUGGUUUCCGUUUUUACUGCAGCUAUCACUAGUGCCAUUACUGUUUCGUCUGUGGGUUCGGAUUGUCAGAAAAUCCAAGGGAAACAAGUAGGUCGCUUUUAAAUUUUCCUAUAAGCCAAGUAGUAUUGCAGUCUGGAACCCAGAAUGUUCACCCCUGGAGUUUGCCCCCCCCCCCCCCCGUGGGUUCGGAUUGUCAGAAAAUCCAAGGGAAACAAGUAGGUCGCUUUUAAAUUUUCCUAUAAGCCAAGUAGUAUUGCAGUCUGGAACCCAGAAUGUUCACCCCCGUGGUGGUGUAGCUUUGUAUGAACCAGUGCUUUUGUAGAUAACUGAGUGGGGCCCCAUGGAACUCAAACCGUUUUCUUGAGUCGCUGGAACCAAUUUUGGUUCCUGUUUGGCCCAAAUUCGUUCCUAUACAGGGAUUUUUCUUGGUUCCUAAAAGGGAUUUUUCAUUUAUAGAAAUUACAAAGGGCGAGAAAAGCUCUUAUGAGACACGUGACCCAAUGAUGCCAGGGUCAUUUGCUAUUUAUUCACCCUACCCUCUUGAGUACUGUUGCGCACUUGUAAGUUUUUUUAAAGCCUAAGGCUCAGUUUUAUUCCCUGAAAUGUCCUAAAAACCAACAAACUGGUUUCUGAAACGUAUCCUAUCCUGGCGAUUCACUAAUUUUAUUACAGCUUCUUUCGCAAGACCUUCCUGUUUCAAAUGCACUUAAUCAUAGCAAGCAAAAAACUUUUUGUUGGCGACCUUUAAUUGUUACAUCAGAUAGCAGCAUUAAAUGGAUCUGACGCUGAAAAGGAAUCAAGACACCCUGGGGCGAAUGUCACAGGUAGGUAUGCUUUUGCGAAAAUAUAAUCUUAUCCCAGACACAAAGGAUAAGCAAUCUUGCAACCUCUCCUAAUACAAAAAAAGGUGUAGCUGUGAAUCCCUGUUGAGCAAUUGCAGAUCUUUGGGACCUCGGAUUUUCGUCUCUUUUGCUCGUUGUGGCGUUGAGGGAGUGUACCCAUGGACCACCUAUAGGAAUGGGCCUCCGGCCCAUUACAGUUGGGGGUACGCUAUCACCACUGUUAACCAAAGGGCCUAUUACUUCUUUUCAGUAUGUUAGAUAUUCCAAGAUAAUAAAACCAAACUUUGACUUCAAAUAUGUGACAAUAUUUUCCGGGAAGGUCGGCAAAAUGUAAAGAGCCCAAAAGGUAAAAGAAUGAAGAUGUAAUAAACAAGAUAGAUGACGAUUUUUAUACUGCAAAGUGACUAUAUUUUCAGUUCCAUGUAUUUGAGAUUAAGAUCACAGUAGCUAUGUAUGCAGUUAAAGCACUUGCAAAACGAAACCCUGAAAACAUUCAGGCUUGGUCCGGGCUGCGAACCCAUCACCUUAUCGAUACAGAUGCAGUGCGAUUAUCACAAAGCUAUAAAAGCCCCCCUCUAUAAUGCAAUAGUGGCGAACAGGGAGCUGGUCACUUUGUGAGUUCGUAAGCUAUACACUAAGCCUUAUACACUAUACACUAUAAACUAUUGAAGAAGGUCAGGAUAAUUGCAUUUAAAGCAUUUCUCGCCCUUUUGUUACUAAAACUAAUUCGAGUGCCUAUGUGGGGGAUUUGCUCCGUUACCGUUUCUCCUCCAUUGUUAAUACCUAAGAGUUGUUUUACCUUUAAAUCUUCAAAGUAUACGAAUCGGAAAUGGCGAUGUUCCAAAGCUUACAAGCAGGGCGGGUCGAUGGUGCUAUGUUGGACAGAUUUAAAGCUUAUUAUUACUUGGAUCAACUGAAUGAUGACCGUUUAAGAGUGGCACUACAGAUUGACAGUCCCCAGGAGUAUAGCGUCGCACUGGUCAACAGAAGCAUCCCAAAGCUCACGGCCAAGAAUGGCUGCUUAGAAAAAUAUUUGGUUGGCUCACAUAGUCACUUGCGGAAUAGACUAUUGAAACGUUACGUUCGUCCAGUGAAGGUAGGGUUUUCCUCUAGAAUAGUUCAUUUUAUGAGUUUCUCUUAUUGACGAUUCAAACUUUGAAUUUAACACAUGUGAAGAUACCACCUUUGUCUUUAUGGCAGAGAGUGAAGUUUAUCGAUCGUCCCCUGUGAUAAAAACUUAAAUUUUCGUUGUCUCUCGGAAAACUUCGGAACUCUUCGGAAAUGUUAGAAAAUUUCGAGCAGUGCGAAAACAGCUAAUGCGUUCACUUCGCACUCUGAUUUCCUUUCAAUACGAAGCAAGGUUACUGAGUGUGGGUAAGCUUGAACCCCACCGUCUCCAACCCCUCCCAACCGCAUAAAGACGUAUGUGCGUUCUCGAAUUAAUAUGAGACACGAGAAACACCAAGAAGCUAGAAACACUCGAGUUCAAGUGUUCCUAAACUUAACGCACGCUUUUUUUAAAUUCUGUUACGUUGCAUUGUGAACUGGAAAAAGAGGGGUUUCUGGAAACGAUCAUGCAAACAGGUGGUAACGUCUAGUCUGCAAAGGAAACGUGGUAAACAUGGACCAAUCAUAGAAAAUUAAAGAACAAUCAGGAGAAAACGACCGGUUUAAAUUACCCGGAGGCCGCGUUACCCUUCUUCAGCAUUUUUUUCCUGUUCUAAUCUAAGUAAUGAUGAAAUAUAAUUUCUUAGAGGCCAGGUCUGAAAAAGGGUGUGAAAAUGACAUUUUUUGGUCCGAAAUAGGAUCAGGAUUCGGAGAACCGGGCGGCACACCCACACCUAUAAUUCCCAGGAACCCCUACCCCCCCCCCCCCCCCCCCCCCGAUCUGAAAUAUAAGCACGUAAAUCAUUUUUCCUGCAGGCACUAGGAUCAGCCGCAGAAACUGUUGGCGUCCUGUCAAUCACAUCGCCAGCCAAUAAGAAGCUCUUGAUUGCAUCGUUAGUUAUUUUUGUCAUCUUUUUAAUUUCUGGUGUUUCCUGGGAAUACGUGUACCGACGAGAUCACUUUAACCUCUUCAAAACUGCGUCAAGUGAGUUGACUUUUUUUAAUCCUGAUUAAUGGUACUAUAAAUGCUUUUCGAAGUCACCGUGUUUAACAAUUCAGCACCUCCUCCACCCACCUCCCUCCACUGGCUCAACAGCGUCAAGUUUUUACUGAACCUUUUAACACCUCUCUAUUAAGUCCCAUCUCGUUCAUUUUACAUCGCUGAAGAAAAUAAGGGACUAGUCUGAGACGAGUACUGCAAAGUAACAAGGAUAAUAUUUCUCUUGUGUCCGCGGCCAGUCUACUUCACAAUUUGUGAAUGCGGUAUGCUUAAGAUUAAGGUUUUGGAUAUCGUCAACAAACUCGUUCAGCACUAACACACCCGUUGUUCCUUUAAAUGGAGAACCGAGGGACCGGUUGCAUAAACGUAACGUCAGACGGAAUAACUAACAUCUUGGGUCAAAGUAAAGAGUUUGACAGAUCUGAGCGCGAAACUCUACGUCAGCGCUAACGUCGGACGUUGAGAUCUAACUACUUAGAUCUAGCUGGCUCCAGCACCUAUAUAUUUCUCUUGAAACUCACGGACUCUACGUAAUGAUAACCAACCUGAAAAGGUCUCGAUUGCGGGAGUGUUCAACGGAUUCUUCUCAUUAGAAGCGCAAGAAAUGUACCGAAAAUAAUAAAGGGAUGCUUGGUAGUUACCAGUCCAUUUACGCGGGAAAACCGGAAAUUCCCUAUGGAAAAUCAAACGGUACGCGCAAAUCUGUUUGGGAAGCUUCAGAAAGUAUAGGCUGUGAUUUAAGGCGGUGCAAUUUUUGUACUCUUUUUCGUCUUUUCAGCUGAUUUAUGGGACAGUUCUCCCACCUCGUCAAAAUUUGUAGUUUUAUUUUUAAUCACAAGAUUUGCACCCAGGUGGUUUGUGUAAAUGGUAAGCAACCGGUGUCUCUGACUAAGAUAUAAUCUUCCCAGGUGACAAGCACACCAGUGGCAUACCACUGACCCAACAGCUAACUGAGGUUCAAGAAGCGCUUACAAACCUUCAAGCGCAAGUGCAAAAGAUACAAGAGAGCCUGCAGGCAACCAGAGGCAUGACUGGUAUGAUUACCAACGGUCAAAAGGACUUUGACAUCUCCAUGGAGUCCGAACUGUCAACCUUUCAACAAGAAACAUAG
Porites lobata is the source of this 5966-nucleotide messenger RNA. The record is from the annotation of a GenBank genome assembly. Lineage: Eukaryota; Metazoa; Cnidaria; Anthozoa; Scleractinia; Poritidae.